Molecule: messenger RNA, 6279 nt
Organism: Orcinus orca (killer whale)
Lineage: Eukaryota; Metazoa; Chordata; Mammalia; Artiodactyla; Delphinidae
Gene: DCUN1D3
Product: defective in cullin neddylation 1 domain containing 3
Exons: 4
Coding region: 408-1322 (304 amino acids)
Biological process (GO): protein neddylation; positive regulation of ubiquitin-protein transferase activity
Cellular component (GO): ubiquitin ligase complex
Molecular function (GO): cullin family protein binding; ubiquitin-like protein binding; ubiquitin conjugating enzyme binding
Source: RefSeq, a predicted model, not a curated record
AUCGGCGCCUUGUCUGGACUGGUCCCGCUGGAAGAGAGGAGGCUGUGAGGGGAGCCUGUGGCGUGUCAGCCGCAGGGCUCAGAAAACUUACCUACUGUCCCUCCUCCCUACCGCCAGCACCCCUCAAUCCAGGGCCUGGGGUUCUGGGGGCCGGAGCUGCCCUGAAGGGAGUGCAGACUCUGGUCCUCUGCCCCUUGUAAGCGCCGUGAGAUGUUGAUACCAGUGAACCAGGAUCAAUUCUCCCUAAAUGUUGGAACAGUGUUCUGAAGCUCUCUGCACAAUGGACCAGGGUGUUUUAUUGAGUUGGCUGGCUCCUCUGGCUGAUGGCAUGUUGAGGCACGUGGGCCAGUGGCAACAAGGGCAUCCAAUCCAGAGGGGGCCACUCUAGAGGCCAGGCCACCAGCAUCAUGGGCCAGUGUGUCACCAAGUGCAAGAAUCCCUCAUCAACUCUGGGUAGCAAGAAUGGAGACCGUGACCCCAGCAGCAAGUCACAUGGGAGGCGGGGUGCAGGCCACCGUGAGGAACAGCUGCCAGCCUGUGGCAAGCCAGGUGGGGAUAUCCUUGUCAAUGGGACCAAGAAGGCAGAGGCUGCUACUGAGACCUGCCAGCUGCCAACAUCCUCAGGAGAUGCUGGGAGGGAGCCCAAGUCAAAUGCCGAGGAGUCUUCCUUGCAGAGGUUGGAAGAACUGUUCAGGCGCUAUAAGGACGAGCGGGAGGAUGCAAUUUUGGAGGAAGGCAUGGAGCGCUUUUGCAAUGACCUAUGUGUGGACCCCACGGAAUUUCGAGUGCUGCUCUUGGCUUGGAAGUUCCAGGCUGCUACCAUGUGCAAAUUCACCAGGAAGGAGUUUUUUGAUGGCUGCAAAGCAAUAAGUGCAGACAGCAUUGAUGGGAUCUGUGCACGGUUCCCUAGCCUCUUAACAGAAGCCAAACAAGAGGAUAAAUUCAAGGAUCUCUACCGGUUUACAUUUCAGUUCGGCCUGGACUCUGAAGAAGGGCAGCGGUCACUGCAUCGGGAAAUAGCCAUUGCCCUGUGGAAACUAGUCUUUACCCAGAACAAUCCUCCAGUAUUGGACCAGUGGCUAAACUUCCUAACAGAGAACCCCUCGGGGAUCAAGGGCAUCUCCAGGGACACUUGGAACAUGUUCCUUAACUUCACUCAGGUGAUUGGCCCUGACCUCAGCAACUACAGUGAAGAUGAGGCCUGGCCAAGUCUCUUUGAUACCUUUGUGGAGUGGGAAAUGGAGCGAAGGAAAAGAGAAGGGGAAGGGAGAGGUGCACUCAGCUCAGGGCCCGAGGGCUUAUGUCCCGAGGAGCAGACUUAGUGGCUCUGUCUCAGGAGCAGCAGCAAGGAUCUGCCCGCUGCCCUGCAGCCAACCAAGGAAUUGGACCUUUCUGGAAAUUACUGAAGAUCCGGAUAUUUUCUACUUUACACCUUUCUCUGCCUUGUAUCUGAAAGGGCUCUAAAAUGCUGUAUCAUGUUUUAGGCACUUUCUUCACUUUUUGGAUAUUUUGGUUAUUUCUUUUUUGGGGGGAGGGUCCCCCAAAAUAUCUGAACCUGGCUACAUGUUGUGUAUCUUUUUUUUUUUUUUGAAGCCUUCAGAUAGAAUAAGCCUGCCACUUCUUGCACAAAUUAGAUUUUUUUGGGGGGGGUGGGGGAGGGUGUAGAGCAGGGAGGGGGGAAUGGGACAGUUAGGUUGAAUUAUCAUUACAAAACGAUACAGUGCCAGAUCUCAGUUUUGCAUAUUCUUGUUUUUCAGGGCAGGUCUGUACUGUGUGUAGUGCUGUUUACAUCGUUGAAUUUAGGUUGUAAUAAUUAUUUUUAAAGAUUUACACAGAGUUGAAUAACAGUGUUAACUGUUAACCACAUUGCAUUAAUUCCCAGGCGAUUUAAAGCUCUUGGAGAGCCAAGGCCAGCCAAGAGCAUUUGUAGUCUGGUGACAACCCCCUUUUAAGCUAAUUUAUCUGGAACCCUUAUUUUCCUCACUUCUUGCUCAUUCCUUCUUUGACCUAUUGCAUUUCAUGUUGAGUUUAUCCAUCAACAUGCUGCACCUGUCAGUCAAGUGAGCGGGUUUUUUUAGAACACAUUGUACUGAGAACCACUUAAGCAUUGAAUGCAGAGAAAGCAGUGCUACCUCAGUUUUGCUGGAAGUAGACUUUGAUAGUUUUCUUUCUUUGAUGAACUUUCUGUAUUUUCACGUUUUAAGUGGAAAUACUUUUUUUUUUUUUCAUUUGCCUUGGAGCCAAAGUUUCUGUUCCUGGGGGUCAGAAAACUGUGCCUGCCGGCCAACUGACUUGAAGGAAAACUGUGGUAUGGAGCUCUGCUUGAAUUUUUUUUUUUAAUUGAGUAUCAUCAGCUUACUUGUCUGGCAAGUGCAGAAGCCUGGACUGGCUUGAACUCUGCCAAACAAAUAUAAAAAUGUAUUUAAUAGUUAAAACGUGUGCCCUUUCCCUUCUUGCUGCACCCAUGUUGUCACUUAACCCCCAGAAGUUAUUUAUUUUCUUCUUUGUUAAUGUCAGGCUCAUUUGGGGUAAUGUGAUGACUGUUUAGGUUUACAUGACCCACCUCUCCUUUUCCUACCCCCAAAUAUGUAUAUAUACAUAUAUAAGAUAUGUAUAUAUUUUACCUAUAUAAAAUAUAUAUAUAUACACAUAUAUGUAUCUAUAUUUCUUUGUUUCUUUGCCUGCUAAAACUGGCUAUAAAAGGGAGCCUUCAAUAUAUAUAGUAUAAGAAGAGUGCCAGGGAACAUCAUAAUGGAGGCUUUUGAAUCAGAAUUUGGACCAGUUUCAUUAAAGAGAAGAUUAAUUUUCUCAGCCUUUUCCUCACAAGAGGGAGUCCCAGUUCCCCAGACUCCUCUGCGUGCUCGCUCCGUAAGGCCAGCUUUGGCCAAACUGCCACACAGGAGCUGACUCUGGUCCUACCUGGUUUCAGUAGAGGGUCCUCUUGUUAUUUUUCCAUUAAAAAGAAAAAAUGUCCUCAUAAAACUGUACUGGAAGGGUGGGUGGCAGGAACUUGUACUGUUCAGCUUCCAACACUUUGGAACAGAUUGAAAAGGGAAUCUUUUAAAUAAAAAAAUAUUUACACUCUUGAGGUAAUGAAGAGUUUGUCUAUUAAACAUUUGGAGUUUUCUCCCCCAACUUACCCCAUCUCCCUCCCCGGUAUGUUUCUCAGCCUGGGCAGGAAUCACUUAUUUUGAGUUCCUUUAUUAGUAGCCUAUGGCUCUGGGCUCCCAUAUUUACAAAUGAUUUAAGGAGUUUCUGCAGUCGAUGUUUUUCUAAAAUUGGUAUUGACAAUAGGGAACAUACUUGAAGUUAGAUUUUCUUUUUUGAAUCCUAACCCUGACAGUUGCCCCUUCUUAGAGGGAUGGAUGGGAAACUUUCAAGUCAGCCACAGUAGGUUGGCAGUACUGCUGGAAAGCUGACGAGGGUCCCAGUCCAGAUGUCUGGCUUUGUUCUAGCCUAAGACACAAGAUCCUUGUACGAAGAGUUUCUAGAGGUCCUAGCAGGUUCUGUGUCUCAACUGUAGUCAGGGCAUCUAGAGUGAGGUGUUAACAAGACUGCCUUUUCAUCCAGUCAGUGUGCAACCCCCAGUUUUUCCCAAUUCUGGAUUGGGUAGAGGUUGAAUAAGGGUAAAGGCAGGCUGCUCCUAGCCAGGUAAGGCUUUUUCUGUCUCAGAUCAGAAGGGUGUAUGGAGAGAAGGGCACAAAAGAGGUAGAUGCUGAAUAUCCUGAGGACUCUGGAGGAACUGGAUUCUUUCCCCAGCCUAUAAGAAGGCACGAUUCCAUGCAUUAGGUGUGCUAUGAUGGGUGGUUUUUUGUUUUAAUUCAGCUCUUCAGCUUCCUCAACAAAAGAACCAUUAAAAAAAAUUAUUUUGGGUUAAAUAUUUAAUGGUCUAUUUGUUGCAAAAAUGCAAAUUAGAAGCCUGAAAAGGGAAUGGUCAGGGAGGGAGUUUCCUUCCAGGUUUGAGUCUUUAAUGCAAGGAAUUCAAGCUUCUGCAGUAGCCUGGGCCAAUGCUCAUUAACUUUCUCAUGAAAAGCAGUUUUCUGCAAAGGGAUCCAAGGUAGUGUGUGUGUGUAGGGUUUGCAGUUGCACUUGUGGGAAAUGAAAGGUCCCUGUUCCUCUUCACCUAGAGAUAGGUUUGCUGCUUAAUGAGUGAGCUGUAAUUGCUCACUCAAUGAGUUGAAGAGGUCAAUGCAUGCCCCUCAAGUAAGCCAGUGCACCCUUCACUUUAACAAUAUGACACCAGAGUGGUGUGGUGGUGUGGAGAGGGGCAGGAUGUGGAUGCCAUUUUGAAAAUAGGCAAAUAUCAGAGUGGCUACAACAAACUGAAUAUGUUGGGAAAUUGCUUGAUUUUUGGCAAUGGUUUUUUUUUUUUUUUUUUUUUUUUUGCGGUACGCGGGCCUCUCACUGUUGUGGCCUCUCCUGUUGCAGAGCAACAGGCUCCGGACGCGCAGGCUCAGCGGCCAUGGCUCACGGGCCCAGCCGCUCCGCGGCAUGUGGGAUCUUCCCGGACCGGGGCACGAACCCGUGUCCCCUGCAUCGGCAGGCGGACUCUCAACCACUGCGCCACCAGGGAAGCCCUUGGCAGUGGUUUUGUGUGUGAGCUUCUGUGGUAUUUCUUUAGCAAUUGAUUAGAAAGCUGUAUGAGAUGAAGUGUGCUUCAUUGAAUUGCUCUUCCCCUCUCCCUGCCAAAUUUGAAUGUAUCAUUCUUAGCCCUGCCUCCUGUAAUGACACUUUGCUAUGCUUCAGCUAGUUGCCUCAGCAGUUCUCCCUGCCAGAUGUGCUCACAUGUGUGAGUUGGGUCCAAGAUCGCAUUUCUACCCUUCUGGUAAGAAGAAAAAAUCUAGAGCUGGGUAAAGAUCCAAAUUUCAACCAAGCCCUCAGCCCCGAGGAAAUCCAAUAGAAAACGUACAAGACAGUGUUUUCAAUAUUAAACUCCCUAAGGAAGGCACAAACUAGCCUUUUUGGAAAGAAAGAAAGAUUAAGCCACACAUUAUUUUUGGUCUUUUAAACAGUACGGAUCUCCCAAGGACUGGUGGCAAAAUUCAGUCCUCAGUGCUGGAGCCUGCAGGGUGUGGGACUCCACAGUUCACGUGAUGGCCUCAUAUACUAUACCAUGUCAAAUUUAAACAACGGUAGGAAAUUACUGGGAUAAGGACCUGGUAUAGGUUUAAAAAAACAGAAGAUCUGUAUUUAGGACUGUGUUUGGCUUGCCGCAUUUAAAGUCAAGUCUUCAGUGCAGUGAAGCCCAAAGGUAGACCCAAUUACACAAUUAUAAGGGCUGGGAGAAAGCUGCUGUUUUGCUGUAGUAGUCCGCUUUGCUAUUUCUGUCUUAUGUUUGGUUAGUGAUGACCUGAACAUCUUGGUAAUUGACAAGGUCUUCCUUGGGGGACUCCAGCAGUAUCUUGUUUAAAGAAGAUGGACUUAAAAGGACUAUUAAGUCAUUAAAGUGUUAAUUGGGACCCAUUUGAGAACACGUGACAUUGAUCUUCCUCUGAAUGCAGUCUGUUUUCUGAUUCAUAUAGAGGGGUUCCCACCCACUUCCCCUUCAGAGUUUACUCCUUUGCUAAGCUGUAAUUAUAGCACAUAUCCAGGUUCACCCUGACUGGCACUGCCUUACAGUGAGGAUCUGCAGGUGUUUUUCCUCAUUGAAAGACAAAAUUGAGUAACCAUCAGAUUCUGCUUCUGAUUCAGGUACUAGGGCAUCACAUCCUCCUCCCUAUUUCUCUUCUUGGAAACUGAGCCUGCUCUUCCAACCACCCACCUUCCCUAGUAGAAACUUUCAACACAAAUCUUGGAUAUUGCCAAAGCCAUUCAGCAGCUGCUGUGGUUUUAUUCUCAACACACAUUUAUUCUGAGAGAAGUGUCUUCCCUCUGACCCUGGUCCCAGCCCCCUGAGUCUGUUAUUAAUUGCUCUUACCUGUUGCACUAAUGAAUAAGAUUCUAGGUUUCAAAGGGGGAAUUUGAAGCAAUAGGCAAAUGGGGCGUGGAUAAAUUGGUCCUACAAAUAAGACACCCUGCCUUACACCGCUGAGGUGAUGAGUCCACUACUCAUGUGACCCUCCACCUUUGUGGAUUCCUCUUGGUUUGUGACCAAUGUGUCUGUUUCUUGAAGUUGUACAAAUCUGUUGACAAAAGUCAAUACUUUGAUUUUUAUUCUCUGCACUGUUGCACUCUCCAAAUGGCUCCUUGAAUUUUUUAAUUAACUUGUUACACACAUUAUUGUCACUUUUUUAUUUGGAAGGUAACCUGCUGUUGGACUUAAUAAAUUUGUUUACUUGA